Molecule: messenger RNA, 1764 nt
Organism: Hemisphaericaspora subhashii
Lineage: Eukaryota; Fungi; Ascomycota; Pichiomycetes; Serinales; Debaryomycetaceae
Gene: GAP5
Product: Gap5p
Exons: 1
Coding region: 1-1764 (587 amino acids)
Biological process (GO): amino acid transmembrane transport
Cellular component (GO): membrane
Molecular function (GO): amino acid transmembrane transporter activity
Source: RefSeq, a predicted model, not a curated record
AUGUUUAAAGAGGACUUUAUUACCAAGGGUAAAACCUCCCAAGAAUAUCAACUAACAACAACUAAUACCUCUACCACAUCACCUUAUACACAACCACAACAAGGUAGAUGGCAAUCAUUCAAGGACUCCUUUAAACCAGCUGUUGAAUAUGAAAAGCUUGCUAGUCCCAGUUAUAAGGAUGAUGAAGAAUUAACUGAUAUCCAACGUAUUAACCUUAAUACCUCCAGUUCCAACCUUCACCGUAAAUUGAAGAAUCGUCAUCUUCAAAUGAUUGCAAUUGCUUCGUCUAUUGGGUCAGGAUUAUUAGUUGGGACUGGGUCUGCUUUGAAUACCGGUGGACCAGCAGGUCUUUUAAUUGCAUGGUCUAUUUCAGGUGUAGCCAUUUUAUGUACAAUUCAAGCCAUGGCGGAAUUGGCCGUAACUUUCCCCAUUAGUGGAUCUUUUAAUGUUUAUGCUAGUAGAUUUAUUGACCCAAGUGUGGGUUUUGCUGUUGCUUGGAAUUAUUUCUUACAAUACCUUGUGUUGCUUCCUCUUGAAUUAGUGGCAGGGCUGAUGACAAUGCAGUACUGGAACACAUCAAUUAAUCCUGAUGUGUGGGUUUUAAUCUUUUAUGUGGUUGUUAUUUCAAUUAACUUUUUCGGUGUCAGAGCUUAUGGUGAAGCUGAAUUUACAUUUUCUUUCUUGAAAGUCUUGGCUGUUAUUGGGUUCAUUAUUGUGCUGAUUGUGUUGGCAGCUGGUGGAGGUCCAAACGGACACCACCAUGGUGCUGAGUAUUGGCAUAAACCUGGCCCAUUUGCAAAUGGAUUCAAAGGUGUUGCCAGUGUCUUUAUUACUGCUGCAUUUUCUUUUGCUGGAACUGAAUUAGUCGGAUUAACUGCGGCAGAAGCUGAUCAACCUAGAAAAUCCUUACCUAAAGCUACUAAGCAAGUCUUUUGGAGAAUUUUGAUGUUUUACAUGGUUAGUUUAACUUUGAUUACAUUCUUGGUUCCAUAUGACAACGAAAACUUAUUAGGAGCCUCAGGCGUAUCUGCCUCUCCAUUCGUUAUUGCUAUUAGAGAUGGUGGAAUCGGUGGAUUGCCAUCAGUUAUGAAUGCUGUUAUUUUGAUCUCGGUAAUCUCUGUUGGAUCUUCAUCCGUCUAUGCCACUUCUAGAACACUUGUUGCUUUAGCUGAGCAAGGAUUAGCUCCAAAGAUUUGUGGAUAUGUUGACCGUGCUGGUCGUCCAUUAGUUGCCAUUAUGAUCACUAAUGUAUUUGGAUUAUUAAGUUUCAUUGCUGCCUGUGGGAAACAAGAUGAAGUUUUCACUUGGUUAUUGGCUAUUUCUGGUUUAAGUUCAAUUUUCACAUGGCUUUCAAUUUGUUUGGCACAUAUUAGAUUUAGAACUGCUUUAAAGUACAACGGAAGAAACACAGAUGAGUUGGCCUUUACUUCACAAACUGGUGUUAUUGGAUCUUGGUUUGGUGUUAUCUUAAAUUCUCUUGUUUUGAUUGCUGAAUUUUGGUUGGCCAUUUUCCCAUUAGGAGAAGCUUCGAGUGCGCAAGGUUUCUUUGCUAGUUAUUUAGGUUUUGUUAUUUUGAUUGUCUUUUAUAUUGGUCAUAAGAUUUGGAGACGUAAUUGGAUCUUAUUUAUUAGAGCUAAAGAUAUUGAUAUUGAUUCUGGAAGAAGAGAAACUGAUUUGGAAGCUUUGAAACAAGAAUUGGCAGAGGAAAGAGAAAUCUUGAGAUCUAAGCCGUGGUGGUUUAGAGUAUAUAACUAUUGGUGUUAA